This is a messenger RNA of Ceratina calcarata, 4037 nucleotides long. RefSeq names its product Poly(U)-binding-splicing factor hfp (gene hfp). The transcript is spliced from 10 exons. Gene Ontology annotation, cellular component: precatalytic spliceosome; catalytic step 2 spliceosome. The record is from RefSeq and is a predicted model, not a curated record. Gene Ontology annotation, biological process: regulation of alternative mRNA splicing, via spliceosome; mRNA splice site recognition; alternative mRNA splicing, via spliceosome. The coding region runs from base 1703 to 3478 and encodes 591 amino acids. Gene Ontology annotation, molecular function: RNA binding. Lineage: Eukaryota; Metazoa; Arthropoda; Insecta; Hymenoptera; Apidae.
CAGAGUACCAGGAACAAUGAACGGAGCGAUGGCCAUGGCACCAGCAUCUCAGAAUAAUGUGGAGCCCCCGAACAAGAAACCUAAAGUUGAAGAUGUUACAGCGGAGAGACAGUACAGAAUCUGUGGCCUACGACUGAGCUGUGAUCAUGAGCGUGCGCCAAACAAAGAAAGAGAACGCUACAUUCGUUGAACAGAACAAAUCAGAGUUUUGAAAACUCCCACUGACACAGCAUCUAUUGUCGAGUACCAAAUACGAUGCUUAUCUUAGAUAGGUCAGCAUUCUAGGGUAGACUUCUUUCAUCCUAAUUAUAAGCCUCUGUACAAUAUUUCAUGGGAACAAGAACAGUUUUAAAUAUCGAUGGUUGAGGACAUUUAUUCUUUCUGUGAGAACAAAGAAUACAUUUCUGAUUUCUGUUAUGAAGAUACAAACCCUAGAAGACCCCAAAGAUUGGAGGCUUAUAAAUAGGAGGUGCAAUGGCGAUAUAUUUUUUCUGUGGUAUGCUCAAUGUUCAUCAUAUUUUUGUCCUUAUCAAACCUUUGUACACUUUAUCGUUAAAGGAAGCAUACUCGUUGCAAGCAAAGAAAGUUAUUUGAAUAGGGUACAUACAACACGAAAAAAGUAUAUUUUUCCGUAAGGUGAAUCGCGUUAGAGGAGCAAACGUAUUGUUUUACAAAUAGGAUCGCCAUUGCCGCAAUAGAACGCGUUAGGGAUAAAUGCGUGGUAGGUUGGAAAAGGCAAACUGUAAGAAAAUGGCGCAGAAAAUGCACUGAGAGUAUUCUCCUUUGCUUUGUGCUUACAGAUUUGUGCGUCGCCUCAAUCUCGGAUAGUUUGCGCACAACCAUCAUUGCUCAGCCCAGAACACGGUUAGCCGUUAAGCAAAUCGAACAAAGUCUAAUAGUAUAUCGAUUCGUGAAACUGCAAAAGUCAUAAAAAGAGAGAAAGAAACGUGUUUCAACGUGUUCUGAUUUCUGUUUCAGAGACUAGCAGACCAAAUUGGUUAACAUACGAAACCUAAUCUAGUUAUCGGUAGUCUUUUUUCGGGGCUGAUGUAGUGCGAACAGUAACGAAAUUUAAACGAAACCUUAACACGAAUAAUUGCGUUUGCAGUUGGUUCCUCGUAAACUUUCAUUUUAAAUUGAAUUUUGGAAUUUUAUCGUUCCUCGUCUGUCAAGAUAUAAAGUCAUUUUUAUUUCAAUGGCGUAAAGAGAAGGAAGAAGAGAUUUCAUCUCUUCUGAAAUAUGUAUACGAGUAUAUACAUGUAGCUGUGUAUAUACGUUUAUACUUUACAAAUAUACCGUUAUUGUUCCUGACUGUUUUAAUUUCUUUGAACUUACAGUUCGGAGGAUGAUUCUACUGCAGUGGGAACUGUUGCACGACGUCCUUACUUUUUUCAUCUCUUUUUAAGUCAUUUCUUUCACUCUUUGCUCAUAUUUCAAUGUUUUUAUAGAGAUUGAUGAAAUAUCGAUAUUUACAAAAAGUUUGACAGUAUAUUUGUACAACGAACAUUAGAUGUUCUUAUGUCAAGUCAUAAGGUUGGACACGUAAAAAAGCGAAACGUAAAAAAACGAAAAAAAAAUGUAAAACAAGCGAAAUCUCUAUAUUAGUAUAUAAUUAUGAAUUGUUCUAGUACCUCUAUCAUCAACUAAAUGAAAUAUGGAAUAAGAAAAAAAAGAAUGAUAUUGUUCUUCAAAGAAUUCGUAUAUGUGUGUGAUGGUGGACGUACUAAAUGUAAUUGCUAUUAUAUUACGCGUUUAUCUAAUGCAAAUUUUCUUCGUAGGAAAUGCAACAGAGUUCUUGCCUGGGCCUAUAUAUGAUCUUAAUCAAAUCGGACAAGUCGUUGCUGGACCCGGAGCUAAAUACCUUACGUUACCUGGUAUUCUAGGCGCAGGUCUUCCAAAAAUAACGUCUGAACAACAGGACACAGUAAAUAGAGCAAAAAAGUAUGCGAUGGAACAGAGCAUCAAAAUGGUACUGAUGAAGCAGACCCUCGCGCAUCAACAACAGAAGAAUAAGUUGGUCCUGCGGCAGCAAGUUUUAUUGCUAAUGUGCAGGGUAUAUGUGGGCAGCAUCAGUUUCGAAUUAAAAGAGGAUACGAUCAGGCAAGCUUUCUUGCCUUUUGGUCCUAUAAAGUCGAUCAACAUGUCUUGGGAUCCUGUUACGCAGAAGCACAAGGGAUUUGCGUUCGUCGAAUACGAGAUACCUGAAGCAGCACAACUUGCUUUGGAACAAAUGAAUGGUGUCAUGAUUGGUGGACGUAACAUCAAGGUUGUGGGGCGCCCGUCAAACAUGCCCCAAGCUCAAUCGGUCAUAGAUGAAAUUACUGAGGAGAGUAAACAUUAUAAUCGCAUUUACAUCGCGUCUAUUCAUCAAGAUUUAACCGAAGAUGACAUUAAAUCCGUAUUCGAAGCGUUUGGCCCUAUUACGUAUUGCAAACUAGCGCAAGGAAGUUCACCUCACCGACACAAAGGAUACGGCUUUAUCGAAUACGAGACUAUGCAAGCUGCCCUAGAAGCUAUCGCGUCGAUGAAUUUAUUCGACCUAGGCGGACAGUACUUGCGAGUGGGCAGAGCUAUCACACCACCAAAUGCUCUUAUGGGUCCGCCCAGCGGAACCAGUAUGAUGCCCACUGCAGCCGCUGUUGCAGCUGCUGCUGCAACCGCAAAGAUUCAAGCGAUGGACGCGGUAGCUAGCAAUGCAGUUGCCCUUGGUUUGACGAAACUCGGAGCAGCUGCUCCGCCGAUCCUAAAUCAAGCUUUGCCCGGCAUAGUAAGACCAACAAUUGCCCCCGCGACAAUAAUGGCACCGCCUACUAUAGCAACAGCAGCGCCUGUUAUACCUCCGCCUGGUAUAGCGAUACCACAAACAUUAACUCGGCCUCCAGCGAUAAUACAACCCAUACCUGGUCAGCCAGUUGUCAUUCCACCUCCGGCUGUCGUUGCACCUACCAUAGUCGGAACUCCAGUUGUAAGUAUAAUACCAGUUACAACCACGACAAAUACCGAUAUAAUGAGGCGAGCGCAAGAGCAGGCAGCUCACCAGAAACAGCAAGAGGAAUUACAAAAGAAGUUGCUAGAAGAAACGGAACCGCAAACGUUGCAACAACAAGAAAACAUGUCGAUCAAAGGACAAAGCGCACGUCAUCUUGUUAUGCAGAAACUUAUGCGCAAAGUUGAAUCCCGAGUUGUUAUACUACGAAAUAUGGUUGCACCGGAAGAUGUGGACGAGAGUUUACAAGAAGAGAUUCAAGAUGAAUGCUCCAAGUUCGGAGUUGUAGAAAGGGUUAUUAUUUAUAAUGAACGACAAUCCGAAGAUGACGAAGACGCAGAAGUUAUUGUAAAAAUUUUUGUCGAAUUCUCUCAGAUGAGCGAGGCGGAGCGUGCAAGAGAUUCCUUAAAUGGCCGAUACUUCGGUGGCCGAUUAGUAAAGGGAGAACUAUAUGAUCAAGCUCUGUUCGAUAAUAGUGACUUCUCUGGUUGAUCACGAGGUACUUGGCACCUUCUCAAUUCCGUCAGUUUCUUUCGAACGAAAGAAUUUAUAACUAUCGUUGACUGAUGUUCUGUACGUUAAUGCGAGAAGUACAUACUACUUCUUGAAAGUCUCAACAAUCAUAGUCUGUCUUCUUUCGAAAAGGACUAGUUCUUUACUAGGACUUCUAAUUUUUGAUUCAUCUAGACUUCCCUACAUUUAAAGUCAGUAGGUCAAUCAGAACUGGUCUUGUCAACACGUGAUAAGAUGACACGUUUAAAAUGAAUUCUCGAGCAGUCGUGCUCGACGAGAGAGAUCAAGAUUGAACGAACACUACCAUGAAAGCUGUGUAUAAGAACGAUAGAUAUUCCGUUUAAAUUUAGUAUCACUACUGUUUAUUUUUGUUCGAAGAGAAUUAGUUUACAACUUACUGAAGAUUAUGUCCAAGUGUAUAUGCAUAGAGAUAUAGGGUAUCAGAGAAUUGUUUUAUUCAUAGACUACAGACAAGUAAUACAUGCAUAAAUUAUGUCAUAAUACCACUAUAUGUUACAAUAAAGUUUGUACAUAUUUA